GGAAAUUAAAGAUCUAAAGUGCACCGCACUGUUUGGUAAGCUUGAAAGCUUGAAGCUUCUGACAAUCGUUCGGUGCUUCUGACAUUGGAUUUGGAUUGUUUUGAGUGUUUUUUCUUCGGUUUUAAAGGAAAAACUUAGCGAAGAAUGGCUUCAGAAGAUAAGGCAUCCAGGCAGAUUUUGGACUGGAAGCCGAAGGAACGAGCCUCUUGUGCCGAGAGUAUUUACGCUAGAACCGCCUUUGGAGCGCCCAUUGUUGUAAAAGAUGCUAGUGAAACAGUUGGGCCAAAAGGACCAAUUCUACUUCAAGAUGCCCAUUUCAUCGAAGAUAUGGCCCAUUUCAAUCGGGAGCGCAUUCCGGAACGGGUGGUCCAUGCUAAGGGAGCAGGAGCGUUUGGCUACUUUAAGGUAACUCAUGAUAUUACGGAAUACUGUGCGGCCAAAGUAUUUGAGGGCAUUGGGAAAACGACUCCAAUUGCAGUACGGUUUUCUACCGUAGGAGGCGAAGCUGGCUCAGCUGAUACUGCUCGCGACCCGCGUGGAUUUGCAGUGAAAUUCUAUACUGAGGAUGGCAAUUGGGAUCUGGUGGGAAACAACACGCCGGUUUUCUUCAUUAAAGACCCCAUUCUCUUCUCCAGUUUUAUUCACACUCAGAAACGAAAUCCUCAGACUCACCUGAAAGAUCCAAAUAUGAUGUGGGAUUUCCACACCUUACGACCCGAGUCUAUACAUCAGUGGAUGUUCCUAUUUGGAGAUAGAGGAACUCCUGAUGGAUAUCGACAUAUGAACGGCUAUGGAUCGCACACGUUCAAAUUAGUGAACAGGGACGGAAAGUAUCAUUAUUGCAAAUUCCAUUACAAAACCGAUCAAGGGGUUAAGAACCUGCCGGUGGAAAAAGCUGAUGAAUUAGCUGGAAGCGAUCCGGACUACGCCAUUCGCGACUUGUACAACGCCAUUGCCAAUAAGAAUUAUCCCAGCUACAGCAUGUACAUUCAGAUUAUGACUCCUGAGCAAGCACAAACCUCAAAAUUCAAUCCGUUUGAUUUGACGAAAAUCUGGCCUCACAGCGACUACCCAUUGAUCCCAGUUGGCAAAUUGGUGCUGGAUAGGAACCCAGAAAACUAUUUUGCCGAAGUGGAGCAAAUCGCUUUUAACCCCGCCCACAUGGUACCGGGAAUUCUGCCAUCUCCAGAUAGAAUGUUGCAAGGUCGACUUUUCACCUACGGAGACACUCACAGAUACCGUCUGGGCCCUAAUUACUUGCAACUACCAGUUAAUUGUCCCUACAAGGUGAAGAAUUACCAAAGAGACGGAAAUAUGGCUAUUUCGAAUCAAGGAAAUGCGCCCAACUACCAUCCAAACAGCUUUUCGGGACCGAAAGUUGAUCCAAAUGUGAAAGUAUUAUAUCCACCCUAUACAAUAACGGGAGACGUUAACAGAUAUGACGAACCUAUGAAAGACGAGGACUUUGAACAACCGGCCGCUUUAUGGCUUCGGGUUUUGGACGAAGACGCAAAAACUCGUCUAGUGAAUAACUUGGCUGGUAGCCUUAAGUCGACUGCAGAUUUCAUUCAAGAAAGAGCGGUCAAACUGUACUCCAGAGUUCAUCCGACGUUGGGCAGUAGGCUGGAAAAGGCGCUGAAUCUUGCAGCUCGUGCUAAAGCGAACUUGUAACUUGAUAUUUGGGAAAAAUAGUUCUUAUGUAAUUUUUCACAGCAGUCUUUAUCCGAUUUUCAUGCAUAAUAUUAUCACAAAGUGACUCAAUUGCUGACAAAGCGAAUGCAAAGCAGGAAAACAAACACUUUUUAAAUGCCGUUGCAUCCUAAGUGCACUUAAGGUUUUUUGAAACCUGAUACUUUUUUUGAACGCACAUUUUACAAGCACUACAAGCGUUAAUAACCAAAUAAAUAAAAACGAAUUAUGGAUAGAAUGCGGACAGUUAUUAGAGUCUGAUUGAUUGACUGAUUUACUGUGAUAUUGUUGUAAAAUUCGAUGAUUUUUGAUCUAUUACACUGAAAAUUGGCUCAAACGGAUUUAAAAAAUGCUGGAUUAACGCGUGUUAAUAUGUUUGCAGUAUGCAGGAGGUUUUAUUAUAAAAUUAACAAUGUUUUUCAGUUAAAGGUACUAAGAAGCGCGUUCUUAAGAAACAGACAUUUAAAAAUAACUAAGAGUUGAUGAAAAGAAGUCAGUCAGAAACACCAAAGUGAUGUAUUGGUUUCACUUUUAUGAAAUGACCUAUUUUCCAGAAACCCGUAUUUGAAACAUAUCUUGCAGACUUUAAAUAACGGUUGAUUUUCAGGUUCGUACCAUAUUUUCACAAAAUUCGCCUUGAAUGCAAAUGUAAAUUUUUUCUAGUGAAGGAAACUAGGGAAUGUUACAACUGUUGUAGAUUGCAAUAAAAACUGUGCUUUUCUUCUUUUCUUAUUAGUUACAUUUGUAAAUAUAAAAAUACUUGUUAUUUAAAUGUGCAUUUUCCGAGAAACAAUAAUUGAUUUGAAGGCGUUCUUUUAGAAAACUAUCAGUUAUUUUUGCUGCCAGAUGAUUUUCAAAUGCUUGUUUCUGGAAAAUAUUCCAGUUUGGAGAAAUGGGGCAAUUGCCGUUUUUACUGUUGUUGAAUAUUCUUUCGUUUUAAGCAGUUUUAAAGUGUAAGUUAAUAAAAACGCAAAUAAAAUCAAUUACGUUUUACUAUUGAAAACCCGUUAUAUGAACUAGGGACACUCUUGGGGUUUUUUAAGAAUGCCUCAAUUUCUUACAUUUUGUUUUCCUCAAUUUGUAUGUGCAGAUUAUUCCAUUUUAUAUUGAUUCUAUGUAUUUUAUUAGAUAUUUUCAAGAAUAUCCAGGAAAUCCUGUUUGUUUUCCCCGCAUUUUCUCGGAUAACAAUUGUUAUAUUUUUAUAGUCGUUUUAUAUUAUUGGGCAGUGUAUAGGAUAUAUGUAUAGGUACGUGUGGGUUUUUACAUUUAUAGUAAUUUUAAUUGGUAUUUACUCGAACUGUGUGGUGAGGGUGAUCUAUUAGUAAUUAUAUUUUAUUAUGUUA
Messenger RNA from Dendroctonus ponderosae (mountain pine beetle), 3032 nucleotides. It is a transcript of the gene Cat, whose product is annotated as catalase. Gene Ontology annotation, cellular component: cytoplasm; peroxisome; mitochondrion. NCBI's taxonomy places the organism in Eukaryota, Metazoa, Arthropoda, Insecta, Coleoptera, Curculionidae. Gene Ontology annotation, molecular function: catalase activity; heme binding. Gene Ontology annotation, biological process: response to hydrogen peroxide; hydrogen peroxide catabolic process. The coding region runs from base 145 to 1671 and encodes 508 amino acids. The record is from RefSeq and is a predicted model, not a curated record. The transcript is spliced from 8 exons.